AUGCUAGCAUUGCGCCCAUCCUUCUCUACGGCCAGCUUUGCUGCGGCUUCGCUGCGCCACUGCUCGAGCAGCCUUGUUCUGCGUAGCUAUUCGACGGCAACUGACCCAUCACAACUGGCAACGCUCACACCGCUCUCUGACCUGGCCAAAGCCGAGCUGGGAUCCGUCUCGCCCUACGACGAACACAUCUCGGUGCUGACGCUCAACCGUGCCCCGGCCAAGAAUGCCAUCUCUCGCGCGCUCCUUGCCGAAAUGGACCAGCACGUCACUUCGCUGCUCACAUCUUCUACGGUGCGAACGCUGUUGAUACGCUCCUCUGUCCCUGGCACGUUUUGCGCCGGAGCUGAUCUCAAGGAGCGCAAGGGCAUGUCGAAAGCGGAAGUGGAUGCGUUUCUGCUCGGGCUGCGCAGAGUGUUUACCGGCGUCUCGCGGCUGCCCAUGCCCACCAUCGCCUGUUUGGACGGGCUGGCGAUGGGUGGAGGGUUGGAACUCGCGCUCACGUGCGACCUGAGAAUUGCAGGGCCCGCGGCGACCAAGCUCGGUCUGACCGAGACAAAAUUGGGAAUCAUCCCGGGUGCAGGUGGCACCAGCAGAAUGACCAGGCUGGUAGGGCCUGCGCGUGCGAAAGAGCUCAUCUUUAGCGCCAAACUCGUCGAUGGCAUUGAGGCAAGUCGCAUUGGCUUUGUCGAUAUUGUCGCACAAGAGGGCGAUGGUACGGCUGCUUUCCAGAAGGGCGUGCAGCUCGCAAGAUCUUUUGCAAAGAAUGGACCUCUGGCAGUACGAGCUGCUAAGCUUGCCAUCGACAAGGGCGAGCAGAUGGACCCUGAGACCGCGCUCGACUUUGAACGACAGUGCUACGAGACCAUCCUGGGCACAAAGGACCGCUUGGAAGGGCUGAAGGCGUUUGCAGAAAAGCGAGAACCUGUCUACCGCGGCGAGUGA
Messenger RNA from Sporisorium graminicola, 942 nucleotides. RefSeq lists its product as uncharacterized. The transcript has 2 exons. Bases 1 to 942 code for a protein of 313 amino acids. Gene Ontology annotation, molecular function: enoyl-CoA hydratase activity. Lineage: Eukaryota; Fungi; Basidiomycota; Ustilaginomycetes; Ustilaginales; Ustilaginaceae. Gene Ontology annotation, cellular component: mitochondrion. Gene Ontology annotation, biological process: fatty acid beta-oxidation. The record is from RefSeq and is a predicted model, not a curated record.